Molecule: messenger RNA, 879 nt
Organism: Plenodomus lingam JN3
Lineage: Eukaryota; Fungi; Ascomycota; Dothideomycetes; Pleosporales; Leptosphaeriaceae
Gene: SPE3
Product: putrescine aminopropyltransferase
Biological process (GO): polyamine metabolic process
Molecular function (GO): catalytic activity
Source: RefSeq, a predicted model, not a curated record
AUGCCUUCGAUUGAGCACCCCACCAUCAAGGAUGGCUGGUUUCGCGAAAUCUCCAACAUGUGGCCCGGCCAGGCCAUGACGCUGCAGGUCAAGGAGGUGCUUCACCACGAGAAGAGCUUGUACCAGGAUAUCCUCAUUUUCGAGUCAACCGACUACGGCAUGGUCCUUGUGCUCGACAAUGUGAUCCAGUGCACCGAGCGGGAUGAGUUCUCCUACCAGGAGAUGAUCACCCACCUGGGUAUGAACGCACACCCCAACCCCGAGAGGGUCUUGGUCAUUGGCGGUGGUGACGGUGGUGUCCUUCGUGAGAUCGUCAAGCACGACUGCGUCAAGGAGGCCGUCCUCUGCGACAUUGACGAGGCCGUCAUCCGUCUCUCAAAGCAGUAUCUGCCCGGCAUGUCUGUUGGCUUCAACCAUCCCAAGGUCCAGACCAUCGUCGGCGACGGCUUCAAGUUCCUCGAGGACAAGAAGGGCCAAUUCGACGUCAUCAUUACCGACUCUAGUGACCCAGAGGGUCCCGCCGAGGCCCUGUUCAAGAAGGAGUACUUUGAGCUCCUCAAUGGCGCGCUCCGCGAAGGUGGUGUCAUUACCACGCAAGGUUCUGAGAACCAAUGGCUUCACAUGCCACUCAUCGUCAACCUGAAGAAGGCAUGCAAGGAGGUCUUCCCCACCGUCGAGUACGGAUACACCACCAUCCCCACCUAUCCCUCGGGUCAGAUUGGUUUCAUGGUCUGCAGCAAGGAUGCCAACCGCGACCUCAAGAAGCCCCUCCGUAGCUGGUCUCGCGAAGAGGAGGAGCAGCUCUGCAGGUACUACAGCAAGGAGAUCCAUGAGGCAGCCUUUGUGCUUCCUACCUUCGCGCGCAAGGCUCUUCAAUAG